Messenger RNA from Psilocybe cubensis, 891 nucleotides. RefSeq lists its product as uncharacterized. The transcript is spliced from 5 exons. The coding region runs from base 1 to 891 and encodes 296 amino acids. The record is from RefSeq and is a predicted model, not a curated record. Lineage: Eukaryota; Fungi; Basidiomycota; Agaricomycetes; Agaricales; Agrocybaceae.
AUGACACCCAAAACCAAAAGGCAAAAAGUUGAUAAAACCAUUUUGGAACCCGUACCAAAAACUGGUCAAGAUUUUGAUCCUCCUGUAAGGGAAGGCACCCGUGAGGAUGUCUCGAACUCUGAGAAGGGUUUAUUGUCGCUUCCGGUCGAAUUGCGAACUGAAAUCAUUGGAAACCUAUUGAAGAUCACAGUGUUUACCGAAACUCCCCAGCGUGAUCCAGUCCUCCCUGCCAAAUAUCGCGAACGCACCAGUACUCUCCGCGCUUUGUCCCAGGUCUGCGUUGCAUAUCGACGCGAAUAUUUGCCAGCUCUUUGGGAACAGCUCAAUAUCUGCUGGGAUAUUCGUGGCAUUGUCAUUGGUGCAUCUGCACUAUUUCAUAUAAACAUUGGGAAAGCCUUAGACAGGAAUUGCGAUGGUCUUGCUAUUAGCCCUCAUCUGCGCCCUCACAUUCGAACAGCAAAUAUAGUACUCACUCGUUAUAAAGCCGCAACCAGUAUUCCCAAAUUUCGGGCGUUACUCCAUUCAUUAGAAAACCUUCACACCCUGUAUCUUCUGCAUACUCACACUCAACUGGGAAAAUUCCUGAAUCAAACCUUCCAUGACGGCGUCACUUUCCCGCAGAUUCGUACUUUGGCGAUACAGGGCUACUGUCAACAUAUCUUACGCUGCUGCCCUAACCUGACCACCCUCUGGUGCAAUAUAGAAGAAAUCCGAGGGUUCUCUGGGGAUGAAAAAAUUAUAGCAGGGUUGACGAAGGCUGCACCAAAUUUACGUGUUUUCGAGGUCUGGGAUACAAACUAUUCUUCUUUUCUCCAACAUCUUCCCUCUUUCAAGAAUUUCACUAAACUGAUUAUCAAAACAAGCUCAACCUAUAUCGACCAACAUAAUUAA